Messenger RNA from Spirometra erinaceieuropaei, 4352 nucleotides. The record is from the annotation of a GenBank genome assembly. NCBI's taxonomy places the organism in Eukaryota, Metazoa, Platyhelminthes, Cestoda, Diphyllobothriidea, Diphyllobothriidae.
AUGAGAAUCCAUCCAGGUCAUCUACCUACGGCCUCCCUCGUCUCCGGUCUUCUUGACUCUGUCUUGACACCGGGCUCAGGUGGGGAAGGAGAGAGUGUGGUAGAUGCAGCACAAAUCUACCGACACUAUAAACCCCUAAGCAUGUCACUGUCCCAGCUCCCACCCUGCUUCGGGGCAUACGGUGGACAUCGGCGAACUAGACGGUCGAACUAUCGUGUGUGUGUGUGUGUGUUUGCCGGGGUGUAGGGGUGUCAGCGGUGGAUUCACGUGAUGGUCGUAGUGGUCGCUCACUUGCUUGCAGGUGAGACUACGCCUGGCGUCCAUUUUCUGACACCCAACUCUCACCUGUGGCUCCACGUAGCUGGGCUCUGCUCAAUGGCCACACCGCCCGCAACCGCCCCGACCGGCGGGCUAAACCAGGUGAGGGUAUCCUUGCGCGUGCCUGCUCACACGGUAUUGUUGUCUCCGCUGGCCGGAUGGAUCUUCGCGUCGACAUCGUCGAGGCGAGGCUCUGCCUGGACCAUCGCAGUGAUUUUUCAGGGAAGUGAAUUUCCUUUGUUCCUUUCUUUGUCUGUUUAAGUUUCGUGUUGUAUGCUGCUCCUGUUGCCUGCUCUCUAUAUGUUAGUCCUUGCCUCUGUCUGUUAAUAGCUAAAUGAAAACUGUGCUUUAUCUCGACUGAUGUUAUUCCUAACUUGUCGCACUCCCCUUCCUAUUUGCCUGCUUAAUUACUGCUGAAUGUCGCUGUUGAUGUCUGCUGCGACUGUUUUUCUGUCUGUCAUUCUAUGGCUCUCUGCUAACAGUUAGGUGUUACUGUCACUUCUGCUUCUGACUAAUGAAUGUAUUUGAUUGUCCAUUCCAGUUGUAAGUUCCGUAGCAUACUGUUGGUGUGUUUGUCCUCUCCUACUUAACUCCACCACAUCACCACCAAGGUCCCAGACUAACUCGGGUCGUUCACUCACUAACAAAAAGUCGUGGCUCAUAGUGGAGACCGGCAGUCGUCUGCGAUAACCGGGCAGCCCUAUUUAGGGGUUGCGCUGGCUGCCCUCGCGGGGGGAGGGGGCUAGAAAGGGUGCCCAAAAAUUGCUGGGAACCACGCUGACUGUAGGCUGGCCGUGGCCGCAGACAAAACACACACCAUCGAAACAGCCAAAACCGAGACAACAACAACAAUCUCUCUCUUUCUUGUCCAGCCUAUUCUCCUUCUUUCCCUAGUCGUAGUUUUCGCCGCCGCAAUCGCCAGACUGGCAGGGGGAAUUCGCUCACUCUGGCAACCUGGAAUGUUCGUUUCCUGUUAGGCAAUCCAAGGAGCAACCGACCGGAACGGAGGGCGGCGCUAGUGGCACGGGAACUUGCGCGCUACAAGGUGGACAUCGCCGCACUCAGCGAGACCCGAUUCUCCGAACAAGGCCAACGGACGGAGGUGGGUGCCGGUUACACCUUCAUUUGGAGUGGUCGGCCCAGGGCAGAGCGACGAGACGCGGGUGUCGCCUUCGCCACCCUUAAUGACAUCGUGGAACGACUACCCAGUCUGCCGCAGGGCAUCAACGAUCGCCUGACGAGCCUCAGUCUGCUUCUCUGGGAAGGCAAAUUCGCCCCCCAUCAUCAGCGCCUACGCUCCGCCGAUGAGCAGGCCCCGACGCCGCCGCCACAAGAGACAAAUUCUAUGAGGACCUGCACGCCCUCUUGGCGACUGUGUCGAAUGCGGACAACUUGGUUGUCAUUGCCGACUUCAACGUCCGCGUCGGCAAAGACCAUACUGCCUGGAGAGGAGUGCUGGGUCCCAAUGGUUUUCCUGGCUCAAACAACAAUGGACUGCUGCUUCUCCGCACUUGCGUAGAACACCGGCUCAUCCUGACGAACACGUUCUUCUGUCGGCCGGAUCGACAAAAGGCCGCCUGGAGGCAUCCUCGGUCGCGUCAGUGGCACCUGCUGGACUAUCUCCUCGUCCGGAGGCGAGAUCAGUGAGGCGUGCUGGUGAAAAAGGCGAUCGCGGGAGCUGACGGGUGGGCCGACCAUCGCCUCGUCAUUUCGAAUAUGCCUAUUCGCCUACAGCCUCACAGGAGACCACAAGGUAAGCGACCCCAAGGUAAGCUGAAUAUUGCGUUGUUGUUUUUGCCCGCUCAUCAUCUCCAUUUCAGCAAUGAACUAGCUCAAAGGCUAGCCAACCUUCCUAUCGCUGCCGACGCCGCCGCUGCCGAGAACGCCUCCGUGGUGAACCGCUGGUGUCAACUGCGAGACACGGUUCAGUCGACGGCGUUCGCUGUCCUCGGUCGCGCUCCCCGCCAACAGCAGGACUGGUUCGACGACAACGACGCCGCCAUCAGAAAUCCGCUAGCUGAGAAGAACCGCCUACACAAAGCCUACGUAACUCACCCCACUGAUGCCACCAAAGCUGCCUUCUACCGCAGUCGCCGCCAACUUCAGCAACGACUGCGCGGGAUGCAGGACGCCUGGACUACUUGCAAAGCUAAGGAGAUCCAAGGGUACGCGGACCGCAACGAAUGGAAGAACUUCUCUGCGAUCAAAGCUGUCUACGGACCGCCGACAAGGAGAACUGCUGCUCUCCUCAGCGCCGGCGGAGGCACCCUCCUGACUGAGAAGACACAAAAUCUACGGCGAUGGGCCGAGCAUUUUCGAGGCGUCCUCAAUUGCCCCUCCGCCAUCUCUGACGCCGCCAUCGACCGCCUGUCGCAAGUGGAGACAAACGUGGACCUCGACUUCCCGCCAUCUCGCCCAGAGACCAUCAGGGCCGUGCAGCAGCCCUCCAGCGGGAAAGCACCCGGAUCCGACGCGAUCCCUGCUGAGGUCUACAAACACGGAGGUCCCCAACUGAUGGAUCACCUGACUGCGCUCUUCCAAGAGAUGUGGCGUCAAGGUGAAGUUCCGCAAGAUUUCGAGAACGCAAUCAUCGUGCAUCUCCACAAGCGAAAAGGGGACCGCCAAGUCUGCGAAAAUCUCCGCGGCAUCUCCUUACUGAACAUCGCCAGGAAGAUCGUCGCUCGCAUCCUCCUCAAUCGUCUGAAUAAUCGUCUGGAACAGGACCUUCUACCGGAAAAUCAAUGCAGCUUCCAUCGUCAUCGCGGGACCACAGAUAUGAUCUUUGCCGCCCGCCAACUACAGGAGAAGUGCCAGGAGAUGCGGACCCACCUGUACUCUACCUUCGUGGACCUGAAAAAAUUCUUCGACACGGUGAAUCGUGAAGGACUGUGGAUGAUCAUGCAGAAAUUCGAUUGUCCGGAGCGAUUCACUCAGAUAGCGCGUCAGCUGCACGACGGUAUGAUGACGCGAGUCACGGACAACGGAGCUGUCUGAGAGGCAUUCGCAGUGACCAACGGAGUGAAGCAGCGAUGCGUCCUGGCGCCUACCCUCUUCAGUUUUAUGUUAUCUGCCAUGCUGAUGAACGCCUACCGCGACGAACGCUCCGGGAUCCGCAUCGCCUACAGGACGGACGGUUACCUUUUUAAUCAACGACGGAUGCACUUCCAAUAGCGCGUAUCCACAACCACCGUUCACGGACUUCUCUUCGCCGAAGACUGCGCCCUGAACACCACCUCGGAAGAGGAGACGCAACGGAGCAUGAACCUGUUUUCCGCCGCCUGCGAGAGCUUCGGUCUGGCCAUCAAAGCGCAGAAGAUGGUGGUCAUGCAUCAACCGCCACUCCCCCCAACACGCCACAAAUUAGCGUGAACGGAACCCAACAGCAAGUGGUGGAUAACCUCCCGUACCUGGGCAGCACCCUCGCCCGUAACACCAAAAUCGAUGACAAAGUCGCUCGCAGGAUCUCGAAAGCCAGUCAAGCAUUCCGCCGCCUCCAAAGCACACUUUGGAAUCGUCAUGGUCUCCAACUUAGCACGAAGCUGAAGAUGUACAAGGCCGUCAUCCUGCCGACGCCGCUGUAUGGAGUGGAGACUUGGACAGUGUACACAAAGCAGGCACGCUGUCUGAAACACUUCCACCUCAGUUGUCUCCGUCGAAUCCUGAGGCUGAGCUGGCAGGACCGCAUCCCCGACACUGAUGUACUGGAGCGGACGGGAAACCUCGGCAUCUACACCAUGCUGAGACAAAUGCAGCUGCGCUGGAGCGGCCACCUGGUGCGCACGAACGACGAGCGACUACCCAAACGACUCUUCUACGGAGACGUCGCGAGGGAUUCUCGCCGUCAAGGAGGCCAAAUUCGUCGAUACAAGGAUACCCUGAAGGCCUCCCUGAAGCACCUGCAAAUCAACCCGACCAACUGGUUAGAGCUCGCCCGCGAUCGCCCGACCUGGAGGAGAACAGUGAAGACGGACGCUGUUAUCUACGCGGCCAACCGCAUCGCCGCCGCCAAAGCGAAACGCGAAGCCCGCAAAUAA